AUGGAUUUGCAUGUAUCUGCUUCCGUCUAUGCCAGCAAUAACCAGAUUGAAGUGACUUGGACGCCAACAUUGGUCCCAUGCAGCGAUGAUUUCAUCGGCAUUUACUUUGUCGAAAUUCCUCGCCCCACAGGUGCCUGCGAUUAUUUCGACUAUGAAUUUGUACAAACAAAUCAGACUAGUAUGUGGUGGCAAAUGGUCAAUUUGCGUCGUCCACUUGAGUUUCGUUACUAUUCACGCGAUCACAAUUGUUCGGGUAACUAUUCAUUUGCCGCCAUAUCACCCGUUGUUCAACCACUGAAUUAUAAUGAACCAACACAACUCCACUUGGCCUAUGGCGAUCGAAUCGAUCAAAUGUUUGUUUCAUUUGUGACCAAUUCGAGUAGUUACAUACCUCAGUGUCAAUAUGGUUUGGAUCCAUCGUCUCUCGAAUGGCAGAUGAAUGGAACAACAGUCACUUAUACAGCAUCAGACAUGUGUGAAGGCAAAGCCAACACAUGGGGUCCUCAAACAUUCAUCGACCCAGGCUUUAUGCAUACGAUUCUGCUCAAUAGUCUUCGUCCAUCGACCACUUAUUUUUACCGGGUAGGCACUGAUGAACAUGGCUGGUCAUCGAUCUUCUCAUUCACCAAUCGUCCGGUAAAUGAAGACUCUGAAGUGACUCUGAUCGCCUAUGGUGACAUGGGAUUGUCACCGGUUGAGCUAGGUGCCAAAUCAACAAUUGAUCGAGUACGGGCACGAGUGAUGUCAACUAACAUCACAUGUCUGCUACAUAUUGGUGAUAUCAGUUAUGCCCGAGGCAUCGGUGCAUUGUGGGAUGCGUUCAUGACUCAGGUAGAACCAAUAGCAUCUCAUGUACCGUACAUGGUCGGCAUUGGAAAUCAUGAAUAUGAUCAUGUUACUGGCGGCGAGAAAGAUCCAAGUGGAGCCCCAGGUCCUGGAGGAUUUCGUCCGGCGUGUUUUGAUGUGGGACCUAUUCAUAUUGUAUACUAUUCAACUGAACAUGACUUUCGUCAUUCAUCACCUCAAUAUGCCUGGCUCGAAGGAGAUCUUCGUUCGGUGAAUCGUUCUCGCACACCGUGGCUCAUUGUUGGUUCACAUCGACAUAUGUAUACAUCGGAAUUAGAGAAUCCGGUGGACUUGAUUAAACUGAUGCUACAACUGUAUUUGGAACCGUUGUUCUACAAGUAUCAUGUUGAUGUUAAUUUCUAUGCGCACAGACAUUCGUACGAACGAAGUUGUCCGAUGUAUCAAAAUAAAUGUGUUGAUGAUGGUAUCACACAGGUUUUGAUCGGUAUGGCUGGACAGGACUUAGAUUCGAGUACAUAUUCCGGUGCUGAAUGGAGUUUGUAUCACGAUCAACAAUAUGGCUAUACACAGGUGUGGGCUAAUCGAACUUAUUUACAUUUUACCUAUUAUCACAAUGCGGAUGAUGCCAUUGUCGAUCAAUUUACACUUAACAAAUGA
Didymodactylos carnosus is the source of this 1464-nucleotide messenger RNA. NCBI's taxonomy places the organism in Eukaryota, Metazoa, Rotifera, Eurotatoria, Philodinida, Philodinidae. The record is from the annotation of a GenBank genome assembly.